GCCUUUGAUAUCAAGUAUUACUGUAGACAGUGAUGGGAUGACUAUGACUUUGUUUUAUAAGAUAGGCGAAAAGUAGAAAGGUAGAAAAGUCGACAGUACGACAGAUCAUAGAGGCGAAAAGUAGAAAUUAUGAAUGGUAGUUAUAGGCGUCCAUAGAUGACGGUUGUUUUUUGUGUGUUGUAAAUGUUGUCUGGAUACUCAAGACACGGUUCAGGGGCAUUAUAUAGGCCAGACUUAGAUAGCAAUGAAGGCAUUCUGUUGAUGAUAUAGCCGAAGGACAGUUUAUUUUUAAACAAGUUUUGAACUUUGUGAAAAUGUCGCAGAAAUCUUAUGUAACAGGGUCGGCUUAUCCACCAUUGGAAAAUGGAGUUCUUAGAAUUUACAGUAUGAGAUUCUGUCCUUUUGCUCAGAGGUCAAGACUUGUUUUACAACACAAAAACAUUCCCCAUGAAAAUGUCAAUGUUUCAUUAGUGAAGAAACCAGAAUGGUUUUUGGAGAGAAAUCCAUUUGGUUUGGUUCCAACAUUAGAGAUUGAUGAUAAAGUUAUAUAUGAAUCUAACAUCUGUAGUCAAUAUUUAGAUGAUGUUUAUCCUGGUGACAAAUUAACACCAUCUGAUCCUUAUCAAAAAGCACGAGAUCAGAUGCUUAUUGAUACUUUUGGAAAGGCAGUUGGGCUUUAUUAUAAAAUUUCAAGGACUGGUGAAGACAUUGAGGAAUUCAAGAAAAGUUUAGAAAGAUACGACAAGGAGCUUUCAAAAAGAGGCAAAUAUUUUGGAGGAAACAAUAAACCGUGUAUGGUUGACUUUGCACUUUGGCCAUGGUUUGAAAGAUUGGAGUUACUUGAAGAAAAGGGUUUUAAACUAACAGAAGCUGAGUUCCCUAACCUGUCAGCCUGGGUUAAAACAAUGUAUCAGUUACCAGCUGUCAAAGCCAUCAUGUUUGAUAGAGAAAGUCAUAUGCGUUUCAUAAAAUCUUACAAAGAAGGGAAUCCAGAUUACGAUUUUGGUUUAUGAAUCAACUCAAAAGUCUGAUUAUUCUUGUGUAUUAUAUUACAACUUUAUUUUUAAUUUAGAUAACCUGAUAAACAACCUCAAAGUGAAAUGUACAACAAAACCUUCUAGAACAAAGGUGACUCCUCAAUAUUUUAAACUAAGAACACAAAGAAUAAAUUCCACUAAACAUAAGAAUCAAAUCUAUCAAACCCUAAAGUCAUGUGUAUAUAUUUUAUGUUGUAGGUGUGUUUACAAAGACUUCUUUAGGGAUGAAAAGGGGAUAUUACUUGUAAACCCCUCAUCAGAAAUUGGUGUUGCAAGUCAAUUUCAAAACAUUGUAGAUAUUUUAUUAUGCUAUAUUUACUCUUCUCUUUUUAUAAAAACAUAAUAAAAACCUA
Molecule: messenger RNA, 1390 nt
Organism: Patella vulgata (common limpet)
Lineage: Eukaryota; Metazoa; Mollusca; Gastropoda; Patellidae
Product: glutathione S-transferase omega-1
Exons: 6
Coding region: 315-1013 (232 amino acids)
Biological process (GO): glutathione metabolic process
Cellular component (GO): cytoplasm
Molecular function (GO): glutathione transferase activity; glutathione dehydrogenase (ascorbate) activity
Source: RefSeq, a predicted model, not a curated record